UCAGUCUCAAAUGAAAUUUACUGAUUUGUUUACAAAUAAAAGUAUUGAAAUGGUUUGUUUUGUUUGCACAGAAAAUGCUAAUCAAACUUUAGCAAUAUUUCGAGAUGGGGAAAUUAAUUCCAAAAUUGCUGUAAUUAUUGAAAAACAUCUACGUCUAAAACCACAGCUAAUUGAGAAGCAGGAGGAAGCUUUGGAGAUAUGCAAUCAAUGUUGGGAAAAACUACGUGACUUUAAUGAGUUCUUUGAAUAUGUGGCAAAAGUUCACAAAGAACAAACGGAAUAUUUACCGGGACAAUUGGAAAAUAUUCAUCGCCCGUAUCCUUCAGCAAUUGUUCCGCCAAAUAUUUUGCUGGAUGAAAUACAUAUAUUGGAACCGCAUAUAAAAACAGAAACAUUGCAGGAAAAUUUAGAUGAUAAUGCGGAAUUGCAUUUUUUUGAAACUAACGGUGUUUCUACAGAAAAUCCACUUUUAGAAGUGACUUCAGAAUAUGAUAAUGAUGGAAUGGAAGAAGAAUUCAUUAACAUAGAUACCAAAAACAAGAAUGAAAAACAGAAAAAUACUAAACCAAGAAGAUCUAAAAGGUUAUCCAAAAGGUCUAAAACAACUGAAGUAAACGCUGUUGAUGAAUACAAUGAACAGUCAUUAGCUUCCCUACUAGAUAAUAUUAAACGUACGUACUAUGCAAACAACGAAUUAACGGAAAGCCCGGAAAAGAAAACUUUACUAUCUCGUUAUCUUUUAGCAAUCGUUCCUACAAAUAUUUCGCUGGAUGAGAAACAUAUAUUGGAACCGUAUGUAAAAACAGAAACAUUGGAGGAAACUUUAGAUGAUAAUGUGGAAUUGCAUUUUUUUGAACCUGACGAUGUUACUACCGAAAAUCCACUUUUAGAACUGACUCCAGAAGAUAAUAAUAGCAGAAUGGAAGAAUUCAUUAACAUAGGGACGAUAAACAAGAAUGAAAAACAGGAAAAUAAUAAAACAAGUAGAUCUGAAGAUAGUUUUGAAUCGUACGAUGCAAACAACGAAUUAAAGGAAGGUCCGGUAAAGAAAAAGAAGACAAAAAGAACUUCACUAUCCCGUACGGAAGCCAAGCGUACAAUAAAAGCUGAUAAUAAAACCAAUGAACCAAAACAUAAAAAAGGUCAUGUGCUAUUAGAGGAAAAUUAUGAUUUCAUCAAAAAACACAUAAAAAUGUUUUGUCAAAUGUGUUUCUAUAUUGGUGAAGAUUAUACAAAUUUAACAAAACAUUAUAAAGAGAAACAUGCUGAUGUUAAACCUUUCAUAAGAUGCUGCGAACGUAAAUUGGAUUGUCCGUCAGAUAUUUUACAACAUGCUUACUUCCAUGAAGACCCGGAACAUUUUAAGUGUCAAAUAUGUGGUAAAACGUUUAUAAAUAACUGUGGACUUAAAGAUCAUAUUAUGAAUCAUCACGAACCAGAAGAAAAUCUACCCUUUGGCUGUGAUGAAUGUCCGCGCAGAUUUUCAAGAAGAAAAGUAUUGGAACGUCAUAAAGCUAAACAUAUACCCAAAGCGGAAAGAUCACACUUUUGCGAGAUAUGUCAACCGCCGAAAGCAUUUGCUAGUGAUUACAUUUUACAGAUACACAUCAAAUCUCGUCAUACAAAUGCCUCCAAUAUUUGUCAUGUAUGCGCUAAAAAAAUACUUGAUAAAAAAACUUUUGAAAAACAUGUGCGUUCACAUUUUGUGACAAGCGGUUCGCGUAUUAAAUGCCCGCGAAAAGGUUGCGGAAGUUGGCUUAAGGAUAAACAUAAUUUGCAACUACAUUUAAGAAGUCUUCACAAACCAGCGAAAUUCGAGUGCCCCGAAUGUGGGCGUAUAUGUAAAAAUAAACAUUCUUUAACAUGUCAUUUAAGAAAUACACAUUCCAACCAAAUCUUUACGUGUGAUGAGUGUCAAAAGAACUUUAAAAGUGCUAUGUCGUUAAAGGAACAUAUGGCCAGUCACACGGGCGUACCUCUGUACAGUUGUCCAUUUUGUACCAAAACUUUCAAUUUCAGGGCAAAUAUGUAUACACAUAGGAAGAAAGUACAUCCUUUAGAAUAUCAUUUAGUUCACAAAUCCAAAAUAGAUUUUAUGUCCAAUUUUUCCAUUUGAAUAAAGGGGAAAAUUCUAUAAAUCGACUUUUGAGUAAUCCAUUGCUGAAAAAAGGUAACAAAUGAUAAAAUCUAUACAGGAUGCACUAAGGGACCUUUUGUUACUUUUUCGUUCUUCAACUGGUUCUUUCUCAGUUUUAUAUAAUGUAUAUUGAUCCUAGAAACAUAAAACUAAGCAUUCAGGGACUUGAGUAAAUGAAAAUCGCAAAUUGAGUAUUUUCUGACACUUUUUCGUUUUUUAACUGGUACUUUUUGAAUAUUAUAGGAACCUAAAAACUAAAUUGGUUGUAUAAAUAUUUGAUGGGAGGAAUUUCUGGUUGAAAAUUAAACAUGUUGAUUUAAUGAAAAUCUAUAAAAAGGGACUUUGUAUUACAUUUUUAAUCUUCAACUUGAGACUAACUGCCUUAUUCAUAAACAUUUAUCAAAGGUUUAUAGAACAAAUUUUGUAUGAAAAUUUGAUUUAUAAACCUUUGAUAAAAGUUUAUGAAUAAGACCCUAAAUCAUAAUUUUCUGUAAUAUUGAUUUGAACCGAGGACCUUCAGUUCCCUCCCAGAGAUCUCAAAAAUUCCGUUAUUUUUUAGCAUAUCGCGGGAAAAAUAAUUAACAUUUUUGUUAGUGUGCGUCUGGUCCACAAAACGUAUUAUAAGAAAUAUAUACAUAUUUCAAAUAAUUCUGAAAUACCAAACCAAAUACGAAACUAUUUUUUAAAUAUUUUUCUGUAUACGUUAAAAAUUACGACAAUUUUGACAGCCACAUACAUAUUUCCAUAAAAAACGAAAAUAAUAUGACUCUUAACCCACUAAAAAUCAAAAAAAUCCACAAAAAUUUUGCAAAAAAACAAAGAUAUUUUAUUUUUCAAAAAUUAUACUGAGGUCAGGA
Molecule: messenger RNA, 2994 nt
Organism: Lucilia sericata (common green bottle fly)
Lineage: Eukaryota; Metazoa; Arthropoda; Insecta; Diptera; Calliphoridae
Product: transcription factor grauzone-like
Exons: 4
Coding region: 11-2116 (701 amino acids)
Biological process (GO): regulation of transcription by RNA polymerase II
Cellular component (GO): nucleus
Molecular function (GO): RNA polymerase II transcription regulatory region sequence-specific DNA binding; zinc ion binding; DNA-binding transcription factor activity, RNA polymerase II-specific
Source: RefSeq, a predicted model, not a curated record